Culex quinquefasciatus (southern house mosquito) is the source of this 2146-nucleotide messenger RNA. Its product is annotated as oocyte zinc finger protein XlCOF6. Gene Ontology annotation, cellular component: nucleus. The coding region runs from base 288 to 2069 and encodes 593 amino acids. The record is from RefSeq and is a predicted model, not a curated record. NCBI's taxonomy places the organism in Eukaryota, Metazoa, Arthropoda, Insecta, Diptera, Culicidae. Gene Ontology annotation, molecular function: zinc ion binding. The transcript has 2 exons.
GACGAAAUGGGUCACUUUUUCCAACAGUGUACGCCUCUUUGAAGGAAAUCUGUGCAGUUUUCAACCAACGUGUUUGACAAAUUGUCAAAAUUGCGAUGUUGUCAAACAAAACGAGCAGCAAUAAAAUUUCCACAAAAAAAUCUAAAUGAUUUUAUAAUUAUAAACUUUAACGUGAAUCUGACUGUGGAAACUGGAGGUAAAAACAAAAUAAAGCGUCAUUCCAAUUCUGUACUUCGAACUGAACAAACGCAAAUGAAAGGACGGUGAAGCGAACACCCGUCACAACCAUGAAGAUCUGCCGGAUCUGCAUGCAGGGCGACGAGGACCGCCCCCUCCAGUCAAUCUUCUCCGAAGUCGACCGCGUCCACCUUGCGGAAACGGUCGCCGCCAGCUGUUCGCUCGUGCUCGCCGCCGAGGACGACGGCCUGCCCGGGCAGAUUUGCGCGCCGUGCGUGCGCGACGUCCAGCAGGUUGCGACGUUCCGAGAGCGGGCGCGCGAAUCCGACCGCAAGCUGAGGCAGGUCGGUGCGUCUGGUGGAGGCGACUUUGAGGUGGUGGUCGUCAAGACGGAAUCAAUUGGGGAGGAUGACGAUGAUCGGGAAGGCUUCAACUUGGCGCAAUCCGAGUCGGAUUCGGAAGAUGAUAGGCCACUGAAGCGACGGCGACGAGCGAAGACGUCGAGUUCCGACGAGGAGGAGUUUACUGUGAUUAAGGUCAAACGGAAAAGUAAGCAAGUCGAGAGCGAUUCCGAGGACGAGCUGGACGUCAAAACGCUGUCAAUGUUCGAGGAGGUUACCCUGCCGGAAAGUAGCUAUGUGUGUUGUAGCUGCUACAAGCACUUUGACAGCGUGGCCGCGCUUGAGCUGCAUGUGGAAAUUCACAAACGACACGUCGUUAAACGGACUGAUUGCAUUUAUUGCGAGAUCUGCAAGCGGAAAUUUAAGAAAGAGUCAGCGCUGAACCGUCACGUGGCCAAGGUUAGCGCGCUCACCAAGCUGUACGAGUGUGUGCAAUGCAACGUUCGUUUCAUGAACGCCGCUGGACGGCGAAUGCAUGCCCAACGGCAUCCGCAGAAGAUUGAGGAGAAAAUGAAGCAAGAAUUUGGCGAGAUUUUUUGUUGCGUUCAGAAUUGCUCCAAGUCGUUCACUUCCGAGCAGUUGCUAAUCGAGCAUGGCCACGAGGCUCAUCGGAUCAACAAGCAAGCGUACGAGCUGGAAGACUCAACGCUGAAACCGAUCGAAUGUCCGGUUUGCUUCAAAAAGUUCGCCUCUGAACAGUUGCUUAGGCGGCAUCGUCGACGAAACUCGCAACCCUUGAACCAUCAAUGUGCCACGUGUGGUCUCAAGUUCCGCACCAAGGACGUCCUGUCCUUUCACGAGCUGAACCACUCCGAAAAGAAGCCAUUCCCGUGCGAAAUCUGCCAAAAGCACUUUUCCAGCAAAAAUUCGCUCAAAGUCCACCAGCGUAGCCACUCGAACGAUAAGCCCUUCAUUUGUUCGACCUGCGGAGCCCGCUUUUACCAAAAGGCCCAACUCGUCACCCACGAGUACACCCACCAGGAUGGACCGCUCCCGUUCCGGUGUGAAACCUGCUCCAAGUACUGCAAAACGAAGAACGCCCUCCGCAAUCACAUGCGCCAGCACACGGGCGAAAAGCCGUACCCUUGCCGGCACUGUUCAAUCUCCUUUUCGAACCACACGAACCGCCAGCGGCACGAGAUGAAUCACACCGGGAACAAGCCAUUUGCGUGCUCCUUCUGCGAUCGGAAGUUUACGAUCAACCGGCUGAAGCUGGAGCACGAGUGCAAACACACCGGCGUCAAGCCGUUCAAAUGUAGCUUCUGCGAGAAGUCGUUCAUCCGGAAGCGGUUCCAGCUGGACCACGAAGCUACCCAUACAGGCGAGAAACCGUACCGCUGCGAACUUCCGUCCUGUAAUCGAACGUUCAGUCAGCAGGCACCGCUCAGGAGGCACAUGGUAACACACCGGACGGAAGGUAGUGCGGAAUUCUUCCCAUUGAAUCAACAGACUCCGAAUGUAAGCAUACUGCCGUCUUCGUCGUCGGUUUGAUGAUCAAAAACCGGUACUUUAACUGAAGAGUUUGUUUGUCUACGGUAGAACGGUAAAGAAAGCCAUUUGAUUCUUUC